UUAACUUCCGAUAAUACUGUGCCCUUGCUCAUCAUGCUGUGGACGGGACUGUGUUCUUGGAUGUGCUUUCUCGCACCAGAAUAGCUAAAUUACAUGGUUUCCGAACCAAGCGCACACGACCAGGGAAAUGCCAGAAAUUACACAGAUUUCGCUGUAAUCUUCGAACGGAUGCUCGGAUCAGCAUCGCUGUUUGUAGUGAGCAGGGUUAGCGAUCAGCCCUCGUCCACACCACCACGUCCCCACCAAGCCAACAAGCCAGCAAGCCAACAAGCCAACAAGCAUCAAGACGGUGGAACGGAAACGUCCCAGUAUUGGGACGUAAACGUAACAGGAACGGGAGGAUCCGCCAACUCCUCGCUACGAGCAAGUUAUGUUCCCCCACGCAUUGCUUAUCAGAUCGAAAGUGAGGGCUUCGGAAUACGGACUUUUCCGCAAGGAUCUGAUAACAAAUGUCGCCAUUGGAACUGUCCACCGGGAAGGCCGUUGUUCCCCGCCAGUUGUGUUGUUGGUGUCGGGCCCAUGAUACCGGCAAUCCAGAUGAGAUGAAAUUUUAUCAGAUGCCCCACUUCGCUCUGCUUGGUUGCACCGGCGGCGCGUUCCUUCACAAGGAAAGUAAUAAGGAUUUUCGGAAAGACGAGAAAGAGAACCACGCUAAU
Molecule: messenger RNA, 656 nt
Organism: Westerdykella ornata
Lineage: Eukaryota; Fungi; Ascomycota; Dothideomycetes; Pleosporales; Sporormiaceae
Exons: 1
Coding region: 94-546 (150 amino acids)
Source: RefSeq, a predicted model, not a curated record